UUCAGAUCCAAGGCGCGGAGGGAUUUCGUCCAAAAUAAUAAGAUCCGCCGUGUUGUUCAUCCCUCUGUGGCUAAACCGCUAGACCACGCGAUGGCGGCAAGCGUAGCCAAAGGCGAUGAAGAUGCCAUCGAGAGUGGACCGCAUGCGAAGUCACCGUCGCAGCCACAGAUCAUGCCCGCUGACAAGCUAGUGGACAGCAUUUUUCGUACUCUUUCCUGCACUGACGGCAACAACAGCAACAGCAAGAGCAACGGCAGCAGCAGCAAUGGCAACAACGACAACGAAGUCGGCGGAAUCAAUGUAACGGGCCCGGUUGGCGGAGGGGGCGAUACGAGAGAAGCACUCAAGGAGCUGAUUCUGGCUGUCCAGGGCAAGCUCGAAGACAAGCUAGCUCCACCUCCGGCACGUCGAGCCCAAGGGGCGUCACUUGCUGUUGCUGUCCCUAACGCUGCCGCGACGGCUGCAUCUGGUCGCGUUCACCGUCAAGAAAAGUGUGUCUACCUGAAGGUGACGGUUGUGGAGGGACGUGCGUUGGUUGGAGAGCUAGCGAAUGAGCGGACCACGUCCUCGGCCCUGUACAACUUCUCAGUUGAUCUGCAGUUCAACGCUCAGCGAGCACGAACCCGGAACGAAGUCCGCUGCUGCGUAGAGCCGAGCUUUGGGUCUGAGGGCUUCGUUUUCGUUCUGAGGGAGGCCCACGAGCUGCCAGUGACUGCAGGGGGAUGGGCAUCGUUCCUACAGACGGACUUGCCCCUGCACGUGGCUCUCACGAAGCACAAGGUGUCUCGCAUCAGACCAAGGCCUCUCGACCCCCCCGUACAGUCGGGGGCAGGCGCCGUCAACGGAGACGGAGACGGCGGAGCCCCUGGCGCAAGGGGUUGCCAAGCCGCUGUCGCGGCGGAGGAAGAUGAGCAUCCGGUGUAUGCCCUUUUCUCGAAAGAUGUAUCCAGGCGGGGAGAGCUCGUCGGCUCGGCGGAGGUAGAUUGGCGGUGA
Ectocarpus sp. CCAP 1310/34 is the source of this 993-nucleotide messenger RNA. NCBI's taxonomy places the organism in Eukaryota, Phaeophyceae, Ectocarpales, Ectocarpaceae. The record is from the annotation of a GenBank genome assembly.